Molecule: messenger RNA, 2180 nt
Organism: Dichomitus squalens LYAD-421 SS1
Lineage: Eukaryota; Fungi; Basidiomycota; Agaricomycetes; Polyporales; Polyporaceae
Exons: 7
Coding region: 122-1792 (556 amino acids)
Biological process (GO): transmembrane transport
Cellular component (GO): membrane; endoplasmic reticulum
Source: RefSeq, a predicted model, not a curated record
CUCCUCCCCUCGCCCUCUCGCCCAUUGCGCCCGUCGUACUUCUUUCCAUUCUUCUGCUCAGGUUCCGAUUGUUGGGUCUAGCUUCGCUUGGUUCUAUCCAGUCUACUCAGGUUUCGUGUGUAUGGCGCGGGAUAGCUGGACACCUAUUGGGCCGCUUCUUAAGACUACCUUCGAAUCUAUCCUUGAAGUAUUCCUUAUUUGUAUUGCGGGAUACAUCCUCGCCCGCAAGGGCAUCCUUGAUAGGACCACUCAGAAGAAACUCAAUCGACUGAACGUUUCGAUAUUCACGCCCUCUUUGCUCUUCUCCAAAGUCGCAUUUUUCCUAUCGCCAGCGAAAUUACGAGAAUUAUGGAUUAUACCCAUCUUCUUUAUCAUCACAACCGCGGUCUCCAUGAUCGUCGCAUACUUUCUCAGCGUCAUUCUCAGGCUGAAAAGGUCGCAAAGGGCUUUUGCAAUAGCGGCGGCGAUGUUCAUGAACUCGAAUUCGCUUCCUAUAGCUCUGAUGCAAAGUCUCGUUGUCACUGUACCCGGCCUCAAGUGGGAUGAGGAUGACAGCACGAACGCGAUGGUGGGUCGCGCGCUGACUUAUCUCGUGUUGUACUCUACCCUGGGCAUGGUGGUUCGUUGGAGCUACGGAGUCCGUCUGCUAUCUCAAGCAGAUCCGGAACCAGUGCAGCAGGAGGCCGAGACUGAUGACGUCGACAGCGAGGCCAGUCCUUUGCUGAGUCCAUCAGAGGUACCGUUUCCACCUUCGACGGCUGAGGAACAACUACUCCGACACGGCAACGCCUUCUCCCAUUCUCUUUCCUCCGAUGGCUCACAAACGGUCGCUCACGGUGGCCCCAAUACCAAUCCAGAACUGUCCGUCGAAAACACUACCGGUGGGAAGAUUUUCUACUCGUUCCCCAACACCCCCGCUACGCGCUCAGGAGACCUGACCCGCUCCGGUUCAGCCACCAACACCGAAGUCGAAGACGACGACGACGACGAAGUGGGCGACGUGCUCCCCCCGGGCCGCCGCCCACGCACCACGCCCACGUCCUCCCGCGUCCAGGCGCGAAUGCGCCGGCUGCGACACAAGACCCGCACGGCGUGGCGCACGUUCCGCGAGUUCAUGACCGUCCCGCUCUGGGCCGCGCUCACGUCGCUCGUCGUCGCGUGCAUCCAGCCGCUCCAGCACGCGCUCGACGACCACUUCCCCCCCGUGAAGAACGCGAUCGCGUCCGCGGGCGACUGCUCGAUCCCGAUCACGCUCGUCGUCCUCGGCGCGUACUUCUACACGCCGCCCGAUCCCGAUGCGGAGCAGCGCGCGCGCGCGCGGCGGGGCAGGGAGGAGGGGCUGCCCGAGCACCAGCGGCAGGUGGAGCGGAGCGCGUCGCGUGCGUCGCUGCUGGAGAGCGUGAGGGACAUGUUCUCGAUGAAGUCGGUGCGGCGCGCGGAGGGCGGCUCCAGCGCGUCAGCGCGCAAGGGCGCACGGCCGGGGGAGACGAAGACGGUCGUGGUCGCGAUCAUGUCGCGGAUGAUCAUCACGCCGCUCGUGCUGCUGCCGCUCCUGGCGCUGUCCGCGAAGUACGACUGGCAGCGGGUGUUCGACGACCCGGUAUUCGUGGUGUCGAACGUGCUGCUGGUCGCGUCGCCGCCGGCGCUGACGCUCGCGCAGAUCACGCAGGCCGCGUCUGGGGACGCGUUCGAGCGGCUGAUCAGCAAGACGAUCUUCUGGUCGUACUGCGUCGUCACGCCGCCGUCGACGAUUCUUGUCGUCGUCAUCGGCCUUGUGCUCUCGAAGCUAUGAUGUAACCAUUGGUGAGGAACCUUUUCCCCUCUGCACCGGUUCGGACGCGUUGCGAUCGUGAUAUGGCCCUCCGCGAAGGGAGUCGAAGGGGCCCAUACGCUGGUGGACAUUAUGCGGAGAUGAGGCGCUACGGGACCAAACGGUUUGGGAUGAUGUGGUUGGGUGGUGUUUCUUGGCACUGCGCUGCACCUCGGUAUCCUCUGUUGACGACAUAUACGAGUAGAUCUAUUGUACGACCCUCGACAUAGUGUUCAUACUUUCCGUGUUCUCAUCUCGCAAUGCAAUCGUAGGUCUCCGCUUGCACAUCCCCCUUGGUGCCGCCGUUACCAUUGCAUGCGUCAGCAAAACGAAACGUGCGGUGCUGACCAACUCUGCCCUUGCAGCACGG